Messenger RNA from Balaenoptera musculus (blue whale), 1680 nucleotides. RefSeq names its product COP9 signalosome subunit 4 (gene COPS4). Lineage: Eukaryota; Metazoa; Chordata; Mammalia; Artiodactyla; Balaenopteridae. The record is from RefSeq and is a predicted model, not a curated record. Bases 72 to 1292 code for a protein of 406 amino acids. Gene Ontology annotation, cellular component: COP9 signalosome; cytosol. The transcript has 10 exons.
ACUCUGGAGGACUACACUCGUUUUCUUUUGGCCGUGAGAGGCCCCGCAGCCUUCGCUGAGCUGGGAGAAAGAUGGCGGCAGCCGUGCGACAGGAUUUGGCCCAGCUCAUGAAUUCGAGCGGCUCUCAUAAAGAUCUGGCGGGCAAGUAUCGUCAGAUCCUGGAAAAAGCCAUUCAGUUAUCUGGGGCAGAACAACUAGAAGCUUUGAAAGCUUUUGUGGAAGCAAUGGUAAAUGAGAAUGUCAGCCUCGUGAUCUCUCGCCAGUUGCUGACUGAUUUCUGCACACAUCUCCCUAACCUACCUGAUAGCACAGCCAAAGAAAUCUAUCAUUUCACCUUGGAAAAGAUCCAGCCUAGAGUCAUUUCAUUUGAGGAGCAGGUUGCUUCCAUAAGACAGCAUCUUGCAUCCAUAUAUGAAAAAGAAGAAGAUUGGAGAAAUGCAGCCCAAGUGUUGGUGGGAAUUCCUUUGGAAACAGGACAAAAACAGUACAAUGUAGAUUAUAAACUGGAGACAUACCUGAAGAUUGCUAGGCUAUAUCUGGAGGAUGAUGAUCCAGUCCAGGCAGAGGCUUACAUAAAUCGGGCAUCAUUGCUUCAGAAUGAAUCAACCAAUGAACAGUUACAGAUACAUUAUAAGGUAUGCUAUGCACGUGUUCUUGAUUAUAGAAGAAAAUUCAUUGAAGCUGCACAAAGGUACAAUGAGCUCUCUUACAAGACAAUAGUGCACGAAAGUGAAAGACUAGAGGCCUUAAAACAUGCUCUGCACUGUACCAUCUUAGCAUCAGCAGGACAGCAGCGUUCUCGGAUGCUUGCUACUCUUUUUAAGGAUGAAAGGUGCCAGCAACUUGCUGCUUAUGGAAUCCUCGAGAAAAUGUACCUAGAUAGGAUCAUCAGAGGAAAUCAACUUCAGGAAUUUGCCGCCAUGCUGAUGCCUCACCAGAAAGCAACUACAGCUGAUGGUUCUAGCAUCUUGGACAGAGCUGUUAUUGAACACAAUUUAUUGUCUGCAAGCAAAUUAUAUAAUAAUAUUACCUUUGAGGAACUUGGAGCCCUUUUAGAGAUUCCUGCAGCUAAGGCAGAAAAGAUAGCAUCGCAAAUGAUAACAGAAGGACGUAUGAAUGGAUUUAUUGAUCAGAUUGAUGGAAUAGUUCAUUUUGAAACACGAGAAGCCCUGCCAACCUGGGACAAACAGAUCCAAUCGCUUUGUUUCCAAGUGAAUAACCUUUUGGAGAAAAUCAGUCAGACAGCACCAGAAUGGACAGCACAAGCCAUGGAAGCCCAGAUGGCUCAGUGAACCCUUGCAGACCUUCUGUGCGCAUUACAUCUUUUUCCAUGUUGUACAGAUUAAUUUCACUAUCUCUCAAAAGCAUUUGCAUCAUGACCUUACAUAUUUCAAUCCCUUUUAUGCUGGAUUCAAUUUAAAGAAGACAUUAUUAGAGCAGGAAGUACAAGCAUUUAAAAAUAUGUAGUUCCCAUUUAUUCAGGGUCUCUGUAUCAGGCUAACUCAGAUGUCUUGAAAGCUUUUUCUUUAAACAGAGUAAGUGAAGUAUCUGUGGCUAAAAAGUUUGGGAUUUGUGAUAACUUUGUAGUUAUGUAAAACUUAAGUGCUUUGUGCCUCUCCACAUGUGGUUAUUCUAAUAAAUGGAGAAGUGAGCCAAAUAAAAGUAGUACUUUGUUUUUAA